AAAAAAAAAGAGCAGCAGCAGUUGCCAUAAUAAAACUUUCUUUCCUCGUUGAAAAUGUUUCCUCAUCUUCGAGUUUAAUAACGAGCGAAAUAAAAGCCCAAUUAUUAAAGUGUUUUCCAUCACUUUUCCGCUCAUGAAAAUUUUAUUCAACUGCCUCUCCAUUCUUUUUGGGUUCUUUCCAUCUCUAUCUUACUCAUUCAUUCAUUUCGGUUCUCAUCUCACUUAUAUCCCUUUUUAUUUUUCAUUAUGAAGCUACUGUGCUGCUGCAGCAUUAAGAAGAAAAUUUUCGCUCGUGAUUGCCUCGUUGGAAAAUAUUAAAACACAUCGUCAGCCAUAAAAUAUUUAACGCUGCUCUCUUUCUGCUUUACAUCUAUAGACAUAUACAAUCUCACACACACACAAAGUGUACAGAACAUAGAACAUCUUUAUUAAGCAUAAAAAGAUUUUUUUUUCGUAUGAAAAAAUCCACCAGAAAAAUCGAUUAUCUCAACGAUAAACGGAAUAUGAAUGGGAAAUGGAUGAAGACAUGAUGAUUCUAUAAUGCCUUACGUUCAUUGGUCUUGAUAUUCUCACUGUGAGAUUCUCUCUCGAAUUUUUAAGCUCCGCCCGAAUUUUUAAGUUGGUAUAUAAGGCGAUGCUCAUGACAUCAUGUAUGUUAUUUCACAUUUCAUCGUCGUUGUUUAACUAAAGAAGAAAAAAAAUUUAAGUGAAGUUAUUUUUCCAUUUUUCUAUCGUGUAAAGAAUAUUUUAAAAAAUAAGGACAUACAAUUCUGGAAUGAAAAUUUUUGUGUAAAACGAAGAAGACAAAAAUAUUAAAAAAAUAAAUUUGUGAAAAAAUUCAAAAAUUGUCAAAUUAGAAAAAAAUCAAAUAAAACAAUCAAAAUGCAAGGAUUUCGUAAUUAUAGUAUUGAAGCAAUGCAACGCGAACAGCUUCAUGUAGUGGAUUUUCCAAAUCAAUAUGGAAAAGCCACACCGCCACAAUCACCAAAUAGCGAUUGCACGAGUCCAACAAUGGAACAUCCAAACAAUAGCAACAAUCAAGCUCCAGUAGAUCCAUCCAUUAGACGAUACAGAACAGCCUUCACGCGUGAUCAAUUGGCACGUUUAGAGAAAGAAUUCUACAAAGAAAAUUAUGUUUCAAGGCCACGUCGAUGUGAGCUUGCAGCACAACUCAACUUGCCUGAAUCAACAAUCAAGGUUUGGUUCCAAAACAGACGUAUGAAGGAUAAGAGACAAAGAAUUGCAAUUGCAUGGCCUUAUGCUGCUAUCUACUCAGAUCCAACAAUGGCCGCAUCAAUUCUUCAGGCAUGCGCAAAUUCAGUCGGUAUGGCACCGUACGGAUAUCCACACGCACCACUCAUUCCACAAAUGCCAGUUAUGCCACCACAAAUGCAAUCAGGACAUUUUCCAUAUGCACCAUACCGUUAUGCACCAUAUCCAAUUCCACCACCACAAAGAACGCCUGGAUCAACACCACCAUCAUCAGCACAAUAUCCAUUAUUAAAUGGCAGUCUCACGGGAUCAAAUCAAAUGAAUUAUGGACCAUUGACAAUCCCAAAACCACAAUGUACACCACCACAUGAUGUUCUUCAGAGUCCAGCAUCUCAACAUUCAGUAUUGUCGCUUUCACCUGGAUCUGAUAAGGAUCAUAAUAUCAGCAAAUAUGACCUCAGCUCAUCAAGUAAUGACAAUAGUCCUGUAAAAUCGCUUUCAUCAACGCCACAAGGCUUACUCAUGACAGCACCACAAUCAUCACCCUCACAAACAAUCUUACCUGUGACGCCAGAGAAGCCGUUGAAACUCUUUAAACCAUAUAAAUCAGAGGUGUAAUAAAGCUAUAAAAAUACCUUUAUAAUUCAACUUUGAAUGUGUUGCUGCCGCCGCUGAUAAAUGUGCUUCUCGGUCUGAUCUUUUCUGCUGCCGAAGCUUGACUGUUUGAUGAUCAUCAUCAUGAUUGUUAGUUGAAGAAUUGAAAGAAAUUAAAGAUAUUGGAUGGCCAUAAAAGAAUUAAUUGAUAAGCUUCUUUUGGAUAGCUUCUAUUGGCAGUUUAAGUGUGAUUGAGAAGAAAAUGCUUGAUUGAUAAUGUUUAUAAAUAAUUUUGAAUGUUUG
This is a messenger RNA of Chironomus riparius, 2109 nucleotides long. NCBI's taxonomy places the organism in Eukaryota, Metazoa, Arthropoda, Insecta, Diptera, Chironomidae. The record is from the annotation of a GenBank genome assembly.